Phasianus colchicus (ring-necked pheasant) is the source of this 2023-nucleotide messenger RNA. The record is from RefSeq and is a predicted model, not a curated record. Lineage: Eukaryota; Metazoa; Chordata; Aves; Galliformes; Phasianidae.
UCUGCUUUGGGGCCCACCUGGCUGAAAUAAGAAGCUCACAAAGAUGCUCGUUGCCUUCUGAGAUGAGCCCCGUUUCCUCCAUAAGGUCGGAUAUCCUGGAACGAAAAGCAGCACCUAAAGAAGGGUUCUCUCAGCACUGCUGGCUGCCCGGCGACCUUACAGCAGCAUCUUUAGGGCAGCAGAGCUGCGUGUGGAGCAAAGCCCCCACCCCAAACCCAAACCCCCCCCGGAGCACCUGAAAUUCGGGCACACCUUCACUGACCACAUGCUGACCAUCGAGUGGAGCCGAUCGGACGGUUGGGGACCCCCCCACAUUCGCCCCUUCCAGGACCUGUGCCUCCACCCCGCAUCCUCUGCACUUCACUACGCUGUGGAGCUCUUUGAAGGCAUGAAGGCUUUCCGUGGUGCCGACGACAAAAUCCGCCUUUUUCGCCCCGAACUGAACAUGGCACGGAUGGGGCGCUCAGCCCAGAGGGUCUGCCUGCCUCCCUUCGACCCCAUGGAGCUGCUGGAGUGCAUUCGUGCCUUGGUGAGGCUGGAGCAGGACUGGGUGCCGCGCUCCGAAGCUGCCAGUCUGUACAUCCGGCCCACCUAUAUCGGCACCGAGCCAUCGCUGGGGGUGGCCCCCCCCGGAAGGGCGCUGCUCUUUGUCAUCAUGUGCCCGGUGGGGCCUUAUUUCCCGGGGGGGCAUUUCAGUCCUGUGGGGCUCCUGGCUGACCCUGAGCACGUCCGUGCCUGGCCAGGGGGGGCAGGAAACUGCAAGCUGGGGGGGAACUACGGCCCCACCAUUGCCCUGCAGCAGCAGGCGCAGGCGUUGGGCUGCCAGCAGGUUCUGUGGCUGCAAGGACCCCAGAGGCUGCUGACCGAGGUGGGCACCAUGAACCUCUUCAUCUUCUGGCACCGCGAGGAUGGGGAGCUGGAGCUGGUGACCCCCCCACUGGAUGGGCUCAUCCUGCCUGGGGUGAUAAGGCAAAGCCUCCUGGAGAUGGCAAGGGAAUGGGGCGAGUUUGCGGUGCGGGAGGGGCCGCUGCCAAUGGAAGCAGUGCUGGAGGCGCUGCGGGGGGGGCGGCUGAAGGAAAUGUUCGGCACCGGGACAGCGUGCGUGGUGUGUCCGGUAGGGGGCGUGCAGUACGGGGGGCAGUGGAUCCCCAUCCCCACAAUGGAGAACGGCCCCAAAUUGGCGCAGCGCUUCCUGAGAGCACUGAAUGACAUUCAGUACGGCCGCACUCCCAGCGACUGGGCCCAGCCGCUGUGACCCCCCCCCACCGCUGCCAUGGGACACUCCAGGGGUAUCUGCCCCCCUCCCCCCCCCGGUAAUGCACCAAAAACUCCUUGGGGGGGGGGGGCAAAUACCCCACCCUCAACAGAACCAAAUACGGAGGAGGGGGGGCCGAUGUACCCCUCCCAAAUAUAAUGGGAGAGGGCACUAUCUGCUUCCCCCCCCCCCAGCACACCAAAUACCUGCCGGGGGAGAGGGUUGGGUUGGUAAUGCCCCCCCAGCACUCCAAAAUACUCCUAAGUGGGGACAGAAAUUCCCCCCUCUCCCCACCCCCGCCCCCCCAACACUCCAAAUACCCUCCUGUGGGGGGCGGGGGCAGAAAUUCCCCCCUCAGCACUCCAAAAUAUCCCCUUAGGGGGGGCAACCUCCUCCACAAAAGCACUCCAGUUGCCCCCCCUCCCAAGGGGUAAAUCCUCCCCUGUGCAAUAUUUUAUUCCCCCCCACCCCCCCGUGACGUUAUGGGGGUGGGGGGUGGCAAAAUGGUAGUACCCCCCCCAGUGCCUUCAUUGUGCCUCCCUCUCAGCACUGCCACCAUCUCACUCCUGCAGGCAGAGUGAUGAUGGGGGGCCAUUGUGAGGGGAGGGGGGGCACUCUGCAGCAAUGCCUUAAGGAGAAAGACCCCCCCUCCAAAAAAAAAAAAAAACAAAAAAGUGAAAGGUCAAUGGAGGGGGGAGGGAGCCUUAAAAAUGAGGUCAAAGGUCACCUGAGGUCAGAAGAGGUCAUUAAUAAAUGAAGUUGUGUAAA